Messenger RNA from Tarenaya hassleriana, 987 nucleotides. Its product is annotated as cytosolic sulfotransferase 5-like. NCBI's taxonomy places the organism in Eukaryota, Viridiplantae, Streptophyta, Magnoliopsida, Brassicales, Cleomaceae. Gene Ontology annotation, cellular component: cytoplasm. The transcript has a single exon. The record is from RefSeq and is a predicted model, not a curated record. Gene Ontology annotation, molecular function: sulfotransferase activity. Bases 1 to 987 code for a protein of 328 amino acids. Gene Ontology annotation, biological process: sulfation.
AUGGAGGUGAAGUGGUGGGUCGAUGGCCGUAGAAUCAAGCACAGAGGCUUCUGGUUCAAACCAGAUUUCAUCAAAGCCUCCGAAGAGAUUCAAGCUCACUUCACCCCUCUCUCUUCUGACAUAAUCCUCUCCUCUUUCCCCAAAACCGGCACCACCUGGCUUAAAGCCCUCACCACUUCCAUUCUCAGACACUCUUCAUCAUCAUCAAACAGCGGUACUAAAGAUUGUGUUUCUUACCGUGAACAUAAUGAUGAUGAUGAUGAUGAUGAUGAUGACGUCCUGGGUGCUCUUAAUCCGCACCAAGUCAUACCCUUUUUGGAGAUCGAGACGUUCGGCCAAAGCCCUACAAGGGACAUCGCCAAGAUACCGUCUCCUCGUGUUUUCAACACUCAUCUCCCUCUCUCUUUCUUGCCCGAGGCCGUCAAGACCUCGGGCUGCAGAAUUAUAUACAUAACCCGCAACCCUGCAGACACUUUUGUAUCUCUUUGGCAUUGGUACAAGUACAGGUUCGGGACACAGAUCUCAAUCCAAGAAGCUUUCGAAGAGUUCUGUGAAGGGUUAGUCCCCGCUGGUCCGUACUUCGAGCAUGUAUUGGAGUUUUGGGUGGGGAGCAGAGACGUAAGGACGAGGGACCGAAUCCUUUUCGUGACAUACGAAGAUCUGAAGGAGAAACCGGAAGAGAACGUGAAGAGAAUGGCAGAGUUCUUGGGGUGUUUGAAGGUGAAGGAAGACAGUGAUGGGGAAGUGGAGAAGAUUGUGAGAGAAUGUAGCUUCGAGAGGCUAAGCAAGGUGGAGGUGAACAAAGGCAAAGGACAAGAAGAAGAAGAAGAGCAUUGGAGUGGGACUAAGUUUGGGAUGUUCUUCAGGAGGGGAGUCGUGGGAGACUGGAAGAAUCAUUUGACCCAAGAAAUGAUGAAGAAGCUCCAAGAGAUUGCUGAGGUGAAAUGGGCAGCCUCCGGUUUGGAUCUCGACAUUUUUACUCGUUAA